Molecule: messenger RNA, 1385 nt
Organism: Miniopterus natalensis
Lineage: Eukaryota; Metazoa; Chordata; Mammalia; Chiroptera; Miniopteridae
Source: RefSeq, a predicted model, not a curated record
AUGCGGAAGAUGGAGUCAAAGAAUCUGGAAUUACUUUCACUCUGGGAAAAGGCACUGAAGUUGAUCGGUCCUGAGAAAGGUGUUGUGCACCUGGCCGUGGCGGCCGCUCUCAGUGCUGUGUGGGACCUGUGGGCGAAGCGGGAGGGACAGCCUCUGUGGAAGUUACUUGUUGACAUGGAUCCCAGGACACCGCUAUCCUGCAUUGAUUUCAGGUACAUCACCGACAUCCUGACUGAGGAGGAAGCCUACGAAAUACUACAGAAAGGUCAAGUUGGUAAAAAAGAAAGAAAAGAGCAAAUGCUAACGCAUGGCUACCCCUCCUACACCAUGCUGUGUGCCUGACUGGGGUCCUCGGACGACACACUGAAGCAGCUCCGCACUGAGGCACUGAAGGGCGGCUGGACCAGGUUUAAGGUGAAAGUGGGUGCUGAUCUCCAGGAUGACAGCCGCGGAUGCUGACUCAUCAGAAACAUGAUUGGACCUGAGAAGACUGUGAUGAUGGAUGCCAACCAGCACUGGGAUGUGCCCGAGGCCGUGGAGUGGAUGUCCAAGCUGGCUGAGUUUAAGCCACUGUGGAUUGAGGAACCAGCCUCCCCGGAUGACAUUCUGGGGCACACCACCAUCUCUAAGGCACUGGUCCCAUUAGGAAUUGGUGUUGCUGUGGGAGAACAGUGCCACAAUAGAGUGAUAUUAAAACUGCAGGCGAAAGCCGUGCAGUUUCUCAUUGACAGCUGCAGGCUGGUAAGUGUCACUGAGAACCUCCCAGUGCUGCUGACGGCCAAAAGGUUUGAAAGUCCCGUUUGCCCGCAUGCUGGUGGAGUUGGCCUCUGUGACCUGGUACAGCACCUGAUUCUAUUUGACUUCAUAUCAGUCUCUGCAAGCCUUACAGACAGGAUGUACAACUAUGUCGACCACCUGCACAAACAUUUCAAGUAUCCUGUUAUCAAGAAUGCCUUCUGCCCGGCCGGGCCUGGAUAUUCCACGGAAAUGAAGGAGGAAUCUCUAAAGAAACACCAAUAUCCAGAUGGUGAAGUCUGGAAGAAACUCUUUGCUGCUCAAGGGAAUCAAGUGUUUAGCCCUCACCCGUUUCUUUUUCAAGUGAAAAGGCUUAAAAUUUCUUGGGUAUGGUUUUACAAAAAUAGGGGAGAAAAAAAAUCAUCCUACCAAUGAAAACAAAUUCAGCACAGUCACAUUAACCUCAGGAAUCAGCUCAGUAAUUAUUGUUAAAUUGUUUUAGCAAAUAAACAUACUCGCCUACUUAAUCCUUAAAUAAAUUUAACUAUCUCAAAGUAUAAGAUGUUCUUAUAAGAUUUCUAUCAAGUGCUGGUACCCAGACAUUAAACUGUACUUUGAAAAUAAGCAGCAUGUUGCAUAAUUUGUUGGAA